This is a messenger RNA of Drosophila simulans, 2841 nucleotides long. RefSeq lists its product as uncharacterized. The transcript is spliced from 4 exons. The record is from RefSeq and is a predicted model, not a curated record. The coding region runs from base 1 to 2841 and encodes 946 amino acids. Gene Ontology annotation, biological process: DNA integration. Gene Ontology annotation, molecular function: nucleic acid binding. NCBI's taxonomy places the organism in Eukaryota, Metazoa, Arthropoda, Insecta, Diptera, Drosophilidae.
AUGAUUGACGUGUGCCAUUUGGGGACGAACUACCGAGCCCGAGCCUUAAUCGACUCGGGAUCCGAGGCGACGUUCAUUUCAGAACGCCUGUUCAACCUCAUCAAGUUGCCAUUCCGCAACACCCAGACCCAAGUCUCCGGGUUAAAUCAUUCGGUCUCCGCGAAAUCCUCGAAGCUGUGUCACUUCGGGAUUCGCGCUCCUACUAAGCCAGGUCUACAAAUUCUGUUCCGAAACAAGGAAGGAGAUAUCCGAGACUUUGAACUAAAAACAGUUACCUUCGGGGUCAACUGCGCCCCCUUCCUCGCCAUUCGAGUCUUGCAACAGCUGGCAGAGGAUAUCCAAGUGCCAUUUCCAAAUGCCAGCCGCAUCAUCCAGCAGCACAUGUACGUCGACGACGUUCUGGCAGGGGCGAAUUCCGUAAACGAAGCCCAAAGUUCAAUUCGAGAGAUGCAAGCAGCCCCAAGUGCCUCCGGGUUUCCGCUAAGAAAGUGGACCUCGAACAACAAAAGCGUCCUUAAAGACGUCCCGGCCGAACACCUUCUUCAUAGCGAGUUCCUCGACAUCGAUGCCGAAAGCACGGCCAAGACGCUCGGUAUUCGGUGGAGGGCAAAGUCCGACGAAUUCUAUUUCGUUCCCCCCGACAUAGUUGUGGAACCCUUCUAUACAAAGCGAGAAGUUUUGUCCCAAAUCGCUAGGUUGUUCGAUCCUGCCGGGUGGCUCGCGCCGUUCAUAAUCCGUUCAAAAAUGUUCAUGCAGGAGAUUUGGUUGCAAAACUUAGGCUGGGACGAUAAGCUUCCCACUGAAAUGAGUCAGCGGUGGCAAUCGUUUUUAGAUGAGUAUUCCGACCUCAACCAGAUCCGGGUUCCGAGAUGGAUCUGGUACCAGCCUGAGGAAAUCAUAGUGUUGGAGCACCACGGUUUCUGUGACGCGUCUCAGAGAGCCUAUGGAGCGGCUAUAUACAUCCGCGUCGAGAUGGGGCAAAAGAUCCUGACUCGCCUGCUUACAGCCAAAACACGAGUGGCCCCGGUAAAAACCGUCUCCCUUCCUCGGCUAGAGCUCUGUGGUGCCGUGCUCUUAACCGAAAUGGUGACAGCAAUCCUUCCGCAGAUGCCCUCCGCCAGUUCAGAUAUCCGCUGCUGGACAGAUUCCACAAUCGUCUUAGCCUGGCUACGAAAGCCUGCGUGCAACUGGACCACAUUUGUGGCCAACAGAGUUGCCAAGAUCACGCAGGCGACGCCAGUCGACUGUUGGGCACACGUUCGCUCAGAACAAAACUCCGCCGAUCUAGCCAGUCGAGGCGUAUCCCUACAUGAAUUGGCAGAAAACCAUCUCUGGUGGCACGGACCAGAGUGGCUGCAAGGGCCACGAGAGCUAUGGCCAGCACAAAGCGACACUCUUCCAGUGACAGAGCUAGAGCAGCGCGCGGUCAAAGUGCAUUUUGUCAAGGGCCCGUCCAUCGACUUUCUCGAACGUUUCUCCAAAUUGGACAAGGCCCUGCGAGUUCUGGUCUAUGUUCAACGCUUCCUUAAACGCUGCCGCAAAGGUUCGUUCUUGCCCAGUUCACGACCUACAAGUGAAGAGAUCCGAGAGGCAGAACGAACUCUGACCUCCAUUGCGCAGCGCAGAGCAUAUGGCCAAGAGCUUCAGCAUCUGACCGAGAAAAGGCCUCUUCCAGUGUCAAGUCCUUUGGUGAAUUUGUUCCCGUUCAUUGACCAACACGGCCUUUUAAGGGCGUGCGGCCGUCUCACUGCAUCCAAAACCCUGCAAUAUGAUGAACGUCAUCCGAUUCUUCUCCCCUAUGACUGUAGACUGUCGCGCCUCAUCGUCCAAUUUACUCACCAGAUUACUCUUCAUGGCGGUAGUCAAUUGAUCGUACGCCUGAUCCGAACAAAGUAUUGGAUUCCUAAAAUCAAGAAUGUGGUGAAGGCUGUGGUCAAUCCGUGUAAGAUUUGCACGAUUUACAAGAAGAGACUCCAAACACAGCUGAUGGGCGACUUCCCGACAGAUAGAGUCUCCUUCUCGAGGGCAUUCACCUACACGGGUAUCGACUAUGCCGGCCCUUUCGAAAUAAAAAAUUAUACAGGGAGAGCGUGUCUCAUAACGAAGGGAUAUGUUUGUGUGUUUGUGUGCUUUUCCACGAAGGCUAUCCAUUUGGAACCCACUUCCGAUCUAACAACCGAGAAAUUUCUAGCGGCCUUUGCUCGUUUCGUAGCGAGGCGCGGUUGUCCUCAGCGGGUCCAUUCGGAUAAUGGUAAAACCUUUGUGGGGGCGGCAACUUUGAUUUCCAGGGACUUUCUCCAAGCUAUCAAAGAGUCCGUGACUGAUGCAUAUAGCCAUCAGGGACUCGUAUGGCGGUUCAUCCCACCAGGGGCUCCACAUAUGGGGGGUUUGUGGGAAGCAGGGGUGAAAAGCUUCCAAACCCUGUUCCUUAAAUCGACGUCAGUCCGCAAAUAUACAUUUGAGGAGCUGGCGACGCUUCUCGCUAAGAUUGAGGCUUGCCUCAACUCUAGACCCCUCUCCCCUAUGUCCGAAGAUCCCUCGGAUUUGCUGGCCCUCACACCAGGCCAUUUCCUUAUUGGAGGGCCGUUGCUUUCCACGGCGGAACCCGAAAUAAAGGGCGAAGCCAAGAACCUACAAGCCGACGAUAUGGUAGUUGUCAAGGAGGACAAUCUACCACCGAACGAAUGGCGGCUCGGCAGAAUUGUUUCUGCCUUUCCAGGAGCCGACGAUCGCAUUCGAGUCGUUGAGAUCCGUACGUCUCGCGGCACCAUAAAACGCCCUGUCCACAAAGUAAUUCUGCUACCGAUGGAGGACAAAGAGUCCUCCGUUCCUAGGGAUUAG